AUGGAAGACACACCUCCACGGCGGCCUCCCGUCGCCAUCCUCCUGGUCUUGCUAUUAACAUCCUUACCAUAUUCCGCAGUCGCCGCCCCCGCCUUCACCCCGCCGGACAACUACCUCUUCGACUGCGGAAGCCCCACCCCCACCACCAUCCCCGGUGGAAACCGCGUUUUCGUCGGCGAUUCCGAAGCCGCUAAAUUUUUGGCUUACACUGGCACCGCCAUCGCCGCGGCGUCCCCGCAGCCCGACCCGACAGUGCCCUCGCCGAUCUACAACACCGCUAGCGUGUUCGAGAAAGCCGCGACUUACACGUUUCACGUGACCCGACCCGGAUGGCAUUGGAUCCGCCUCCAUUUUGCCGCCGUCCAGAACAAUGCUGGGAAGGAUCUCAAAACCGCAAAAUUCAAGGUCACCACGGAUCGCCUCGUGUUGAUACAGAGCUUCGAGAACCCGCCGAGUGCCACGUGGAGCAUGAGAGAGUUCCUCGUCAAUGUUACCACAGAGCGGUUUUCAGUUAUGUUCACCCCCGACCCGGGCAGCUUCGCCUACGUCAGCGCCAUUGAGUUCACGUCUGCGCCGGAUCUCUUGCUCGGCAAUAACGCUGCCGCCGUUUUCCCCAAGGGUGAUUAUUCUGGCUUGUCCAGCGUGGCUUAUCAGAUGGCGUACCGGCUCAACGCUGGCGGCCCCCUGAUCACGUCGCAGAACGAUACAUUAGGCCGGAAUUGGGAGCCAGAUCAACCCUACCUCGACCCCAAAUUCAUGGGCUCUGCUGCCUCCGUCCAGCCUAACGUCAUAACGUACCCUGAGGGCGGGUCACCGCUCAUCGCGCCACCCUUGGUUUACGCCACCGCCACCCAGAUGGCGGACGCAAACGUUCAGGUUCCUAAUUUCAACAUUACAUGGAGAAUGAAGGUAGAUAAAUCAUUCCAGUAUUUCAUUCGCCUUCACUUUGCCGACAUCGUGAGCAAGGCCGUGAACGAGCUUUACUUCAAUGUGUAUAUAAAUGGGAGGCCAGCCAUCACCGGUUUGGAUCUGUCGACGGUGGCUGGUGGCCUCAGCGCAGCCUAUUUCGCCGACUUCGUAUUGAACUCAAGCAUGGCCACGGGUCUUGAUCCAUUGACAGUCCAAGUAGGGCCAAUGAGCCAACACGUGGGCACCAAAAAUGCCCUUCUCAAUGGCAUUGAGGUGUUCAAGAUGAACAAUUCCGUAGGCAGUUUGGAUGGAGAGUUUGGCGUCAAUGGUGAAAGACUUAGUGGCGGCGUCAACGGAACAGUUGCCGCUGUGGGGUUUGCUAUGAUGUUCGGCGCGUUCGUCGGAUUAGGUGCGAUGGCGGUGAAGUGGAAGAAGAGGCCUCAAGACUGGCAGGAGAGGAAUAGCUUCUCUUCUUGGUUGCUACCCAUUCACGCUGGAGAUGCGAGCUUUUUAUCUGGCAGCAAAACUUCCUUAGGCUCGAGAAAAAGCCAAGUUUUCUCCACAAACAUGGGUCUAGGCCGAUACUUCUCUUUUGCUGAGUUGCAAGAGGCUACCAAUAACUGGGAAGAUGCAGGCAUCAUCGGUGUUGGUGGCUUCGGAAACGUGUAUAUUGGUACCAUCGACGACGGCCUUAAAGUGGCUGUAAAGCGGGGUAAUCCGCAGUCGGAGCAGGGGAUCAAUGAGUUCCAGACAGAGAUCCAAAUACUUUCGAAACUCAGGCAUCGCCAUCUAGUCUCGUUGAUCGGCUACUGCGAUGAGAACGCUGAGAUGAUCCUAGUCUAUGAGUUCAUGGCUAAUGGACCUCUCAGAGACCAUCUCUACGGCAAGGAUCUCCCCACAUUAUCAUGGAAACAAAGGCUUGAGGUGUGCAUCGGCGCUGCUCGAGGUUUGCAUUAUCUCCACACAGGGGCAGCUCAAGGCAUCAUCCACCGCGACGUCAAAAGCACAAACAUCUUGCUUGAUGAGAACUUGGUCGCAAAGAUGGCCGAUUUCGGCCUCUCCAAGGAUGCCCCAGGGGCUGAGCAAACACACGUCAGCACAGCCGUCAAGGGCAGCUUCGGCUACCUUGACCCCGAGUACUUCCGGAAGCAGCAACUCACAGAUAAGUCUGACGUCUACUCAUUUGGGGUCGUUCUGCUGGAGGCCCUCUGCGUCCGCCCCGCUAUCAACCCUGCAUUGCCCAGGGAGCAAGUGAACCUGGCUGAAUGGGCAAUGCAGUGGAAGAGGAAAGGUCUUCUCGAUAAGAUCAUCGACCCAACGCUGGUGGAUCACAUCAGCCCUGAGUCUUUGGCAAAAUUCGCCGAGGCUGCCGAGAAAUGCCUGGCAGAGUAUGGGGUGGACAGGCCGAGCAUGGGCGAUGUGCUCUGGAAUUUGGAGUACUCGCUCCAAAUGCAGGAGUCCUGGUUGCAGGAACAUGGAGACGUGGAAAAAACCCCGUCUUCACCACACGUGGUUGUCCCUACUAUCGAGAAAGAUGCUCCUGCUUCUGAGCCUGCACCACUUACUGCAGCUGAUAUUGUGCCGCCGUCAAAUAUUGAGGAGGGCAGACCUGAAGGUGAAGCUCAAGCCAUCGAAGAACAUUCUGGAACAGCUAUGUUUGCUCAGUUUGCAGCUCUCAACGGCCGCUAGAUGCCACACCAGAUCCUCUGUUGUCAAAAUGUAUCACUAUGAUUUGAUCACUACAAUGCCCACGUGUAAGUGGAUAUAUCAUAUAUACUUUACAUGAUUUUCUGUAAGCUGGUUGUAACAUUAUUGUUAAUAUUAUUGUUAUAAAUCAAUAUUGUUAGGUGGGGAA
Molecule: messenger RNA, 2764 nt
Organism: Salvia hispanica
Lineage: Eukaryota; Viridiplantae; Streptophyta; Magnoliopsida; Lamiales; Lamiaceae
Product: putative receptor-like protein kinase At2g21480
Biological process (GO): protein autophosphorylation
Cellular component (GO): plasmodesma; plasma membrane
Molecular function (GO): ATP binding; transmembrane receptor protein tyrosine kinase activity
Source: RefSeq, a predicted model, not a curated record